CAGCCAGCAACACUCCAAUUUGCCUCGUUGUGAUACACAUGUCUUAAAGACACCCAUUCCUUCUUGUUAUCUUCCUUCUGUUAUGCGCAGCUCCCACCCAUUCAUCUGAACGACGCUUCUCAUUCAUCUCUAAUAGCCGGCAUACUUCAAUGGAAGCGCCUGUCAUAAUUUCCGGCGAGUCGUCUGGUACGGUUGUCGCACGAGAGGAGCAAGCGGCCGUCGAUGUGAACACCGACUCUAACGAAUCUGACGCAACACAACCUAAAUCUACCACUGACGGUGAAGAGCAGGCUUUGGAGUCUCAUGAGGUCAUCGAGCUACAGACAUUCAUCGAGAGAAAGGCUUGGAUAGAAGAGAAAAUAAAAUUCUUAGAAAGAUUGCCGCCUAUAGAGGUGUUCGUCGGAAUAGAGGCGCUGCAGAUCUCUGCCGAGGACAUUCCCGGUCUGCCCUCCCGGUCCAAGCUUCAAAAGUGGCUACAGGACCACGAAUCUAUAGAGAAAGAAAUUGAGAUAUUUGAUACCGGCGAAUUGAAGAAGUUAAGAAAGCUAACCAGAGCUGCAACUCAACGAAAUCUCUCGCCAGAGGAUACCGAUCUCAUUGAAUUGACGCUAACGACUAUUUAUGAAUUGGAUAUAUUACUUCACCUACUCCGCGACCGUUCUGAGAACUUGGAUUUGUUGGGUGUGAGGAUGUCGUGGGAGGAAAACCGGGUUGCUGCAUGGGUUGAACGCAGGCAAAUCAUCGCAGAUCUCAAUACUUUUUUGGAGGAUCGUGCUCGAUGGUCAGCAUCUUUCUACGAUGCGCCCGUCAGCACCGCAGACCCCACGACACCUCGACGGCGAGGAUCUACGGCAUCUCUCGCGUCCAUCGCUUCAGAAAAUGCGUUGUUCCCUGCAGGAUUCUCUCGGCCAGUAAGGUUUACACAGGUGGAGGCACUGUCACGAGACAGUGCUCACUUUGCUGGCCGAGUCACUGCGCUUAGACACGGGAACAUUUCUACUGCCGGCAAAAUUCUCGAUAAAAUGAUUGACCAUAGUCGCAAACCUGUUCCUGAUCAGCUCCUGGAUGAGCAGGAUAAACUUGAAGAAAUGGGGAUCACUCAAAUGGAGGACAUUGGCAAGUUCGUUAUGAAUGUGGUUAUGCAAUGGAGAAAAGCAGAUGACACACAUGUGGAGACAAUGAAAGAUCAAGUAUCGGCCCAGACUCUCCUUGACGAUAUUGAGGCAGCGAGAUCGACCCAUCCUACUGGUCGCCAAAGUGCCUCAUUCGUGACUCGUGCCGAGGCUCUCCGCAAGAGGCUGCUAGUGAGAGGGGAUCCCAUGUCUCAACCAUCCACAUUACCGACACCAGUUCACGCAUUAUUUCCCGAGCAGCAAUCUUUCAACAAAACACUCGUUCAACAGCUAUCUAACGAAAUCACCUCUGCGACGACAAUGUGCAAGAAGGCCGAAGCGGCGGCGGCAGAUUAUCGUUCGACGUAUGAAGCUGUCCAUGCCUACGAGGAUAUAACCCAAACUGCCGACAGCUUGAGUGCAAAGCUUUGGGAUAUAACCCAAAGGCUAGAGACGGGAGUUACCUCGAAUAACGGAGAUGGUUCACCCCCCAAUCUGCUCUUGGAUGGCUGUCUCGAACCAACAAAACAUGGUGUAUUUCUUGCUUUGAUGCCAUCCAUUUUUCAGGAACUACAAAGCGUCGGCACCGCUGCUUCUCAGCUUGUACGGAACGUACCGGAAGCUUUGCUCCGCCUGAACUUUCCAGCUGUAGAUUCUGAUUUCCAGUCUAAGGGUAUCACGGCAGUAGAGGAACUGAAGGACCGUCUGGCCAAUGUGGAAGAGGUCCGCACGGAACUAGUCGCGCGCACUGAGAGACUAAGGGAGGCGAGGCGAAUUCGAAAUCUCAUGGAUAUACAUUCUCGAGACUUGCGGGCCUUCCUCAAAGAAAUUAGCAUGUCCAUGCAGAAGCAUAGAUGGAGGCAGGAUGCAGAACGCAGUAAUGCUCCCCUGACACCAGAGAGUCCACCGAAUAUUCCGUUACCGGCCGACUCGUCAGAUCUGGACUUUCACCAACAGCUUGUCCGGUUUGACAGCAAAUUCGUUAAGGAUAUUGAUUCACCCUUGGAAGUUUUCUGCCAGACUUUGGAACAGCCUCUGGCGGAGUCGCUCCGCCGAACUGCGUCGGAAUUGAAGGUGUUGUUGAAUCGCGGCGGUGAAUUUACGUGUCUACUUUCCUUGAUCAAGGAGCAAGCUACAUCCAUGAUCGGUGUCAAAGCAGAAGUUAACGCAUUCCAACUUCGCAUCGAGGACAUCAGGAUCCAGUACGAAUCAGCGACUCAAGAGUGUCUAUCAGGGCAAGCGAAUGCUGGUCUUUCUUUGCAUAAUCACAUAUGUCUAGAGACCUCCCUUGAUGAUAUUCGUUCUGGGGUUAAUGCUUUUUCUGACAAGCUACCACAGCGAAUUCCAUGGGUCGAAACUGGUGCCAAGCAGUCUGUAACAUGCCCUUCCCCAGCUCCAUUUCCAUUCGCUUUGCGUUCGUUGGACAACGCCGUUCGCCACGAUUGUAAUACGUUUACCAUGAGAUUAAAUGGUGACUUGCGCAGUCUGGAGCAGAAGGCCGACCAUCUCCAUCUAGCAAAACUAGCAAAGGAGGUCGAUUUGUGCGUAUCCGCAACUAUUGAUGACAUCAAUGAUGGUAUACAAAAAUUGUCCGGCUUGAGGUGCUCUUUUCCUGCAGCGCCGACAGAGAAAACGGUUUCCGAAAAUUUGCAGGCCUUGUACAUCUCCACAGAUGACAUUCUGCAAGUACAUUCUACCCGCAUCAGGAGAUCGUUUUCCCCUAUCCGUGAACUACUGCGAAGCAUGAGCACUGCUCGUGGUGUGAACGAUGCUGCCGUCCACGAAUCUCUCUUUCUUUCUCGUACGCGAGCGGUCGACGAUGCAGAACUUAAAUUUACUACUUGGGACAGUAACCUGCUGUCUUUCCGCAACAUUCUAUCCGAUGCGCAGCGUGCCGCAGAGGAAAGGCGGCUUGAGGACGAACGUCGUCUCCAAGCAGAGCAAGAGAGACUAGCUGCUGAAGUAGCAGAGAAAGUACGGAUAGAACGCGAGAAAGAGGAAGAGGGGCGGCGUCUCAAGGAGGUACAAGAGAUGGAACGUCUUCGGGAAGCAGAAAAUGUUCGCCUAUCGGCGAUAGCAGAGGAGAAGGCACGGCUGGAGGCCGAACGGCAAGAGAUUGCUAAGCAAGAAAUCGCAUUAGCUGAAGAGGCGAGGAGGAGGGUCGAGCUUGAGGAACGAGCCCGGUUGGAACGAGAGCGCUCUAUUAUGGAGGUCAAGCUCAAGAAAGCUGAGGAACAAUUAGCUGCAGAGCGGCAAUCUUAUGCCGAUCAUGUUGCAGCAGAGUCACGGAAGAAACUAGAACUGGAAAGCCGUGCCGCUGAAGCAAAAAAACUGGCUUCCUCCGCUGCCCCUGAACCUCUAGAAGACGUCUUUGGUUUGAAGCUCUCACCGAGCGAUGCUCGUCCGCAAAAGUCGCAGGCUAUGAUCGAUUUGCAAGUACAAAUCUUGAACUUGCGUAAAAGGCUGCGCUCGAUAAGUAUAGGCUCAGUCGCUCGAGCGACGUCGUCAUCUUCUGUGCUUCCCACCUCAGAAUUGGUAGAGGGUAUGAAUCGUGACUUCUCCCUUAUCUGCAAGGACGUGGAGCAGUUGCCCUUUUCCGUUGAUGACGCAUCCGUACAAUUGGAGCUGGAUUCUUUGAAGCAAGAGGUAGAUGCAUCCUCCAUUCUUAUGGAUCGUAUCAGGCACUUGGUGUCACUAUCCAAUUCCCUAUGUCUCUGUGAUAAUGCUCUCAGCGAUCUUCUAGAGCAUAUCGAUAGCUAUCCAGCAAUUCCUCUGGGCCUUCUGUCCUCUCCGCACAUCUCGCCUGUGAAUCAGCCUCCAGAGAAGCAAUUAUCAGAACGCCUCACCUUCACCAAAUCGAACAUUGAUAACAUGGACUCUAUCUUUCAAUUGGUUUCUGAGGAUACCCGCGCUAUUGCUGAACGAGAACGCGUCCUGCAGACUUGGAGCGAGCUACGAGAUAUGGCACAAGACCGUAUUACAGGUCCAAAGUCACGGCCAAGUAGUGUGAUUAGCUCAGGCCAGAAUAGUUCAGGUCGUAACAGUCGUGUAUCUAUAGUUGGCACGAAAAAACUCACCAAGAAGAGUACUACUUAUUCGAAUCUGUCGAUACCGUCAUCGUCUCGCGGAGGUUUAACCACCCUAUCUCCUUCCACACCUUCUCGCCGGGCUAUCUCGAGCGCAACUCAAACCCCCUCUCGUUCCGUUAGCCGGAUAUCUAGUGUGGUUUCCAAUAGGUCCACGUCAGGGCCCCUGAGCCUAUACGGUUCUACAUUCGCGUCUCGUCAACGAACAACCAGUCUGAGUUCCAAGGCUGAAACACCGACUAGAGGAACACCCAGCCGGGCCCGUAUUUAUACACCCUCCUUGAAGCGCAGCGCAACUCCCGGUCAUUCCGAUAUGUCUGUGUCCAACGUUGGCUCUCGACCUUCAUCAUCGUGGUCUCGUGCUCCCAGAAUAUCCUUUCCGCGAGGUUCGACUUCCCAAAGACGCCCACCAGCGCCCUCUGCUCCCAGAAAGACGUACAUUGCAAACCCCAAGAGUAAACUCGAUGUGGCAGUUGGAGAUGUUGUCAAUAAUCUUCCUGUUGGUAUCAACAUUGAAGGCAUAUCUUGGAAAGACCAGAGUGGUAAAUACUGGAUUGGCGAUAAUGACCCGAAAUUAUGCUUUUGUCGCAUCCUGCGUUCUCAAACUGUCAUGGUGAGAGUGGGCGGUGGUUGGGCCGAGUUGUCGAAGUUUAUUCGAAGUCAUUUUGCGGAUAGUUUCCGGCUUCUUACAGAGUCGCCUCCUCCAAUGGGCCAUCGAGAAGAAAAAUGGAUUAGCUCUGCUACCUUGCUCGAAACGCCAGAGCUUGCGGAAAUAGAAAACGAGCCCGUUCUCUCGCGUCCUCAUCUGCCCCGGACUCCAGAACCCCACAACUCUUUCCUGCCUUCAUUUGCUCUGUCUACGCCCUCGGGCAAGAGUCCCCAUUCCAUAAAAUCUACUCCAUCAUCUAAAGGCUCACCUUUGACACCAUUACAAUUUAUUCGGCGUGCAGAUCCAGAGACGUCUUACCUACGUCCUACGACGCCCUCCCAGCCUCCCGCGUCUCGUUUGCGGACCAAGGCUUACACACCUGCUCGGAAUACUAUCUGGCGGCCAUGAUCAGGUUAUAUCAUUAUCUAGGACGGAUUUUCAACGUGUAUUUAUGUUUUUCUGCUAGCCAUCGAACGUGACAAUACUCGUUCAAGGUUCUGCAUCAUAUACGUAAAUUUUGACAUUGUCGCAUCGUAUUUGUUUUCGUCUUCGCUUUCUACGUAUUAGUACAUUCGUAAUAAUGUAUCUUCCAGGCACUCAAUAUUCAGUUUAUGAAUACCU
Messenger RNA from Guyanagaster necrorhizus, 5468 nucleotides. RefSeq lists its product as uncharacterized. The transcript is spliced from 6 exons. Gene Ontology annotation, molecular function: microtubule binding. Lineage: Eukaryota; Fungi; Basidiomycota; Agaricomycetes; Agaricales; Physalacriaceae. The coding region runs from base 150 to 5255 and encodes 1701 amino acids. The record is from RefSeq and is a predicted model, not a curated record.